Messenger RNA from Perca flavescens (yellow perch), 2918 nucleotides. RefSeq names its product WD repeat domain 36 (gene wdr36). The transcript is spliced from 22 exons. Bases 183 to 2846 code for a protein of 887 amino acids. The record is from RefSeq and is a predicted model, not a curated record. NCBI's taxonomy places the organism in Eukaryota, Metazoa, Chordata, Actinopteri, Perciformes, Percidae. Gene Ontology annotation, molecular function: protein binding. Gene Ontology annotation, cellular component: small-subunit processome; Pwp2p-containing subcomplex of 90S preribosome. Gene Ontology annotation, biological process: rRNA processing.
UGCUGCAGGCGGAACCUUCGUGCUGGUGUUUGUAGUUUCCAGUCGGACUCAGUUCCUCGGUGCUCCUCCAUGUGUUUGUGUCUCUCUCCGCUCCGCUCCUCCCGGUGUGUCUCCGCUGACUGAGUGUGUGUAUUCCCGGUAGUUCCUCCGUUCCCCGGUGCAGCCCGCUGUUACCGGACACCAUGCCGGUCGGCGGCAGCGCUUUGUUCUCCGGGUUCCGGGUUCUGGGUCUCUACUCCGGCCACGUGCCGCACGCGCUCCGGUACCACCAGAAGCACCGGGAGUUCUACGUGGUGACGGCGGUCGGUAGAAGCUUCCACACGUACAACGUGAACAGAUUGGGGAUCGUUGCUGUCAGUAACAGCCUGCCCGAUGACAUCAGCUGUAUGGCAGCAGACAGGAUGUUGGUGUUCGCCGCCGCCGGCCGAGACAUCAGCGCCUUCGCUCGCAACAAAGAGGUAGUGAUGCGUUACCAUGGACACAGACAGGAAGUGCGUCUGCUGCUUCCUCUGGGCGAUCAGCUGAUAUCAGCCGACGCUGGCGGUGAUGUCAUCGUGUGGGACGUCCAGGGAGGAGACGAGUACCUACGGCUGCAGUUUGACUCCGCCUCCUUCGACGUGUCGGCCAUGAUGCAUCCCAGCACCUACCUGAACAAGGUGCUGCUGGGAAGCUCCCAGGGUGCACUGCAGCUCUGGAACAUCAAGACCAGUAAGUUGGUGUUUACGUUCCCCGGCUGGUCAGCAGGAGUCACCUCUCUGCAGCAGAGUCCCGCGGUGGACGUGGUCGGCGUCGGCACGGCGACAGGACGCAUCAUCAUUCACAACAUCCGAUUGGACGAGACGCUGAUGAGCUUCACACAGGACUGGGGACCAAUCACCUCGCUCGCUUUCAGAACAGACGGCCCUCCCAUCGUGGCGUCUGCCAGUCCUCAGGGCCACAUUGCAUUCUGGGACCUGGAGCGCCGUCAGCUGGUCACUCAGCUGAGACACGCCCACAGCACGGCCGUCGCCGCGGCAACCUUCGUCCACAGAGAGCCGCUAUUGGUCACCAACGGAGCAGACAACGCCAUCAAGGUGUGGAUAUUUGACCAGGAAGGGGGCGGAGCCAGGCUGCUGAGGAGUCGUCAGGGUCACAGUGCCCCGCCCACAACCAUCCAUCACCACGGCAACGAUGGGAAGAACAUCCUCAGCGCUGGUCAGGAUGGGACACUGCAGUCCUUCUCCACGGUCCACGAGCGCUUCAACAAGAACCUGGGCCACGGCUCCAUCAACAAGAAGAAAGAGAAGAAGAAGAAGAAGGGGUUGUCCUAUGAGGAGCUGCGUCUUCCUGCCAUCACAGCCUUCUCCUCCGCUGCUGCUCGUCAGUCUGACUGGGACGGCAUCGUUGCGUGUCACCGUGGUCGCCUAGCAACCACAACGUGGAACUACCAGCGGUGCACCAUGGGAGCUCAUCACCUGCAGCCGCCGGUCGCUCGCGGCAACGCCAUCGCCACGGCUGUCGACAUCACUUCCUGUGGGAACUUCGCUGUGAUUGGCUCGUCGUGUGGCCGCGUCGACGUGUACAACCUGCAGUCAGGCCUGCACCGCGGCUGCUAUGGCAACGAGGAGAAAGCUCACAGCGGGGUGGUGCGAGGCGUUGCCACGGAGACCCUGAACCAGAUGACCUUCACCGCGGGCUCUGAUUGGCUGCUCAAGUUCUGGCGCUUCAAGAGCAGGAAACAGGAAGCUCAGCUGAAGCUACACGCUGCGCCGGCUAGCAUGAUGCUACACAGAGACAGCGGGAUGUUAGCACUAGCGCUGGAUGACUUCACGCUAGCGGUGGUCGACAUAGAAACCAGACGGGUCGUCAGGAAGUUUGCAGGUCACCAUGGCAACGUCAACGACAUGACCUUCAGCCCUGACGGCCGCUGGCUGGUUACCGCGGCGAUGGACUGUACCAUCCGUACCUGGGACCUCCCAUCUGGAAGUCUGGUGGACUGUUUCCUGGUUGCCAUGGCGCCGGUGGGCGUGUCAUUGUCGCCGACCGGAGACUUCCUGGCGACGGCUCACGUGGACAGUCUGGGCGUGUACCUCUGGACCAAUAAGAGCCUGUGUGGACCUGUGGGGCUCCGCCCCCUCCCGGCUGACCACCAACCGACCGAGGAGACCCUGCCGGGCGUCACGGCGGACGAGUCGGAGCAGGAAGUGACAUCAGAGGAGGUCGAUGAUGCGUACGAGUCAGCUGAGCAGCUGGGGGCGGAGCUUGUGACGCUGUCGCUGCUGCCGGAGUCUCGCUGGAAGAGUCUGCUGCACCUCGACGUCAUCAAGAGGAGGAAUAAACCUGUAGCCCCCCCUGCUGCUCCAGCUGCUGCUCCGUUCUUCCUGCCAACACUUCCUGGUCUCACGCCGAGAUUUGCCGCGCCCACGGCAACCGAACAGGAAACACAGUCCAAGCUGCUGCGUUGGGGAUUGUUGUCCCAGAGGUCAGAGUUCAGCUCUGAUCUGGAGUCAGCGCUGCAGACCGGAUCAUUUGAGCGCCCGCUGCGUCUCCUGAAGGAUUGUGGGCCGGCGGCGCUCUCUGUGGAGCUCAGCAGUCUGACAUCAGAGGGGGGCGGAGCCAAUAGCCUCCUGCUCGCCUUCAUCCAGAUGAUUGACAGCAUGUUGGCCAGUGGGCGGGACUUCGACCUGGCGCACGCUUACCUGGCGCUUUUCCUCAAGCUCCAUCUCCGCUCGCUGUCGCAGGACCCUGUUGCCAUGGCAGCGUUGCUCCGCCUCUCCUCCCGGCUGGAGGCGGGAUGGGCGGAGCUACGGGCUUCAUUCGACCAAUCAUUGUGUCUGCUGACGUACGCCAAGAGUGCUCUGCUGUGACAGACACACACACACACUCACACUCACACACACACACAGACACACACACACUCACACUCUCACACACACACA